Fusarium pseudograminearum CS3096 is the source of this 1569-nucleotide messenger RNA. RefSeq lists its product as uncharacterized. Lineage: Eukaryota; Fungi; Ascomycota; Sordariomycetes; Hypocreales; Nectriaceae. The coding region runs from base 1 to 1569 and encodes 522 amino acids. Gene Ontology annotation, biological process: transmembrane transport. The record is from RefSeq and is a predicted model, not a curated record. Gene Ontology annotation, molecular function: transmembrane transporter activity. The transcript is spliced from 3 exons. Gene Ontology annotation, cellular component: membrane.
AUGUCUCAUGAUGGUAAUAGCAUCGAGCUGGAGCCUUCGGGCAAACAGCAAGCUAUUCCUGUGAGCGUCGAUGCAUCAGCCAGACCAGCCGAGGAAAGUGGCAUCUAUAGCGUGACACGAACACGCAAGGUGUUUUCCUUCUCACAGCUAUUCGCGUUCUCGUUAACGUACAUGGCGUUGUGGGAAGGCAUGUGCUCGAACAUGUACUUUGCCCUGUUCAAUGGCGGCCCACAGACCUUCAUCUUCAGUUUCAUAAUUGUUUUCUUCGGUGCCAUCGCCCAGGCUGCCUCUUUGGGAGAGAUGGCUUCCAUUCAGCCUGUGGCUGGCGCCCAAUAUCACUGGACAUAUUACAUGGCCCCUCCAUCUGUCAAGCGAUUUGCGACCUGGAUCCAAGGAUGGGCGACAUGGUUCGGUUACAUCUCCCUGUUGGCAGCCAUCGCCAACGUCACCAUUAUUCUCCUUGAGUCGAUGAUCAGUAUCAACCACCCCAACUAUGUUGCUGGCGGUUGGCACACAUCUGUGCUUGUCAUCGCUAUGUGUCUUGUCCAUGGACUCAUGAAUGUCUACGCCUUCAAGCUUAUUCCUUGGAUUGAGUUGGUCGCCGGUGUUCUUCACGUCUGCCUCUUUGUCAUCUUCGUCGUUGUUCUUGUUGUCAUGGGCCCACGAAAUCCUUCUUCCUUCUGGUUGGAGCGUAGCAUCUCAUCCGGAUGGGAGAAUAACGAGUACGUUUCGUGGAACUUGGGCAUGCUGACUUGUGUCUGGAGUUUUACUGGCUUCGACAGUGCUAUCCACAUGUCUGAGGAGACCCGCAAGGCCAAGUCUGCAGUCCCCCGAGCUAUGUUCUGGUCGAUCUUCAUGAAUGGAGUACUUGGGUUCAUCAUGGUGAACGUCUUGAUCUCAGCGAUGGGUUCCGUCGAGGACAUGCUUUCUCAGCCCAGUCAGAUCCAAGCCAUCCUCCUCAACGCCACUGGCUCGAACAAGGGAACUACUGCCAUGAUUGCCGGUCUUUUUAUCAUCUCCUUCAGCGUCAACUUGGCCAACAUCGCCUCAGUUUCUCGUCUGACAUGGGCUUGGGCCCGUGAUGGUGGAAUGCCUGGAUACUUUGCCUAUGUCAGCCCCAACCAUCGCGUGCCUGUCAGAUCAGUUAUUCUCACUGUCUUCCUCGUGUGUGCUCUGAAUCUACUCAACAUUGGUAAUACCUCGUAUGUUGCUUUCGGUGCCAUCACUUCCCUGUCAUCGUUGGCUCUGUACAUCAGCUAUGCCAUCGCCAUUGCAAGCAUCAUCUACGUCCGUCUGUCUGGGUCAACACUCAAGCUUGGAGAGUGGAACCUCGGUCGAUUCGGUCUCGCUAUCAAUGCCUUUGCGCUCGUGUACACUCUUUAUGUCAUUAUAUUCCUCCCCUUCCCAUCCACUCUGCCCGUCACCGGCACGAAUAUGAACUACUGUGGGCCAGUGAUGGUGGCCGUUUUAGCUAUUGCUGUCGGUCUUUGGUCCACUCAUGCCAGAAAGAACUGGACUGGGCCUAACCUGACUAUUCUGGAUUUUGUGGUUGCGAAUGCAUCAGAGUAG